CCCCUCCCGAGCGCUGAAUCGUUUCUCGAUUUUGUUUUCUGGUUUUUGCCGUUAUCAUUCUCUGGUCCUCCCUCGAUUCUUCACCCAUGGCCACCUCAUCAUCACCUAACGCUUCUUAAUCUUUAAUUUGGGGGAUCUGGUAUGCCCUUGUUGAAUCAGGCCGAGUAAGCUGCUUCGUCAUUCGACCAACGCUUUCUGUUACCGCGACUAUAAGCCGCCUUAUAAGUCCAGACACUCUCCUUCAUCACUCGCCAACAUGGAUUCAUCAAUACCAUCGGCGCUCAGACGCGCUGCCGAAAGCAGUACACAAGCAAUCGGCGGUCUAGUAAAACGAAUCGCCAUCCCACUCAAGCCAAACAGUCCGCCUGGUCUAGUCCAAGCAUUGACAGUAGACCCGUGGUCCAAAGCCGGCAAAUACGGACUGGGUUGGACGUACUUUUCGCUUGUCAUCGUCGGUCUCGUGUUGUUCAUGAGGAUAUGGCACUUUUGGCAGGACAAGAUUCGACAAGCGAUAUACAAGCAGGAGAUGGAGGAACACUUUCGACAGCUUUACAGCCUGGAACCAGAGUGGGAUAGGUCGGCAGCAUUGGUCACGGGAAUGACAGCAGCAGAAUCGAGACGACAUUUCUUUCCCGAUGAGCCGCCCCUCGAAGAGAAAGACUUCAAGCCGAAAGCUCACUUCUCGUCCAUCGGCUUUGUUAACGACACGUUGGCCCUGUUCCGAUGGGUAUUUUACCGACCGAUCCCCGAUAUUGUAUGGAAGAAACAUCGGUUUACCUGCUCAUCUCUCGCCGUCUUGUUCUGCGUCUUCGUUUCCAUUGCCUUCGUGACGAUCUACUGCUUUCUCCAGCAGCCGCUUUACUGGCAGAGCAUUCAAUUCGGUUCUCCCCCGGUCGCUAUCCGUGCCGGCAUGAUUGCGGUUGCCAUGACCCCCUGGAUCGUCGCCACGAGCACAAAGGCCAACCUUCUCACCCUCAUCACCGGCAUCGGCCCCGAGCGCCUCAAUGUCUUCCACCGAUGGCUUGGAUACUUGUGCCUGUUUCUCUCGUUAGUUCACAUGGUCCCGUUCUAUGUGCAGCCGGUGUGGGAAGAUGGAGGUAUGCAGGUCUUCGGAAAGCUGUUUCCCCCAGGCAGCGGAAUCAUCUAUGGCUCCGGAAUUGCUUGCCUGGUGCCUUUAUGCUGGCUCUGUGUUGGCUCACUGCCUUUCAUCCGACGAAUGGCCUAUGAGGUGUUUGUUAUACUUCACAUCCCGGUUGGCGUGAUCUAUGUCGGCUUGCUCUUCUGGCACACCAAGAACUUCUUGCUGUCAUGGGGUUAUCUGUUCGCUUCCGUUGGCAUCUUCGUUGUCUGCAACAUUAUCCGACUUUUCAACUUGAACUGGGCGAAACCUUGGCGAAUGGCCUGGUUGAUUGGCGACGAGGCGGCCAUCAAUAUCAUGACCGAGAAUGCCAUCAAAGUGACCAUUCCAACUCAGAUGCGUUGGAAACCAGGGCAAUACGUUUAUCUACGUAUGCCAGGCAUCUCUCUCUUUGAGAACCACCCCUUCACUAUUUCUUCAUUGUGCAGCGAAGACUUUCCCUCUGAAUACGGCGAGAACUACAGAGAUUGCGUGUUGGUCUUCCGGCCGUACGGCGGCUUCACAAAGAAAGUCCUCGAUACUGCCAUAGAAAAGGGACCAUUCCACACCUACCGCGCUUUUCUUGAUGGGCCAUAUGGAGGCAUGCGUCGGGAUCUGGCCGCUUUCGAUACAUGCAUUUUGAUUGCGGGCGGUAGUGGCAUCACUUCUCUGAUGUCACAGCUAUUAAACCUCAUCAAGAGGAUGCGUGAUGGAAAAGCCAUUACCAAGAAGAUUGUGGUUGUGUGGUCACUGAAGCGUCUCGAGGCCAUGGAUUGGUUCCGCGAAGAACUUCGUAUCUGCAGAGAGGCAGCACCUCCUGAGAGCGUGACCUGCAAGUUCUUUGUCACAUCUACACAACGUCAGCAGCUUCAUGCUGGAAUACCGCACGGCCGCGCGCCGAGACCAUUGAGCAACCUUUUCCACGAUAAGCUGGAUGGGUUUGUUUCAAACAUCGCUAACAAGCGGAACAGCGCGCUGAUCAUGGCGGAGGCGCAGGGCGAUCCAGAAAGAGAGCGUGAGCUCCGCGCUGAAGAUGAGGACCGGAUCACCGCCUUGCCGCAACAAAAAUAUUUACAACCUCAUCAUUUUCCUCCUCCGCCUCCGGGGCCGCCACCUAACCAAAGAUAUUCCGUUGCUGAGGAUACACUCCGCAAGCUCGAAGGGCGCGAUGUUAAGGACCCAUCGCUGAUGAACCCAGUCGACAGCAAGGACGGCGUCAAGAAGGAUGGCGAAUUCCAUUUCCCAGCAAUUGCCCCACGGCCUGACAAGGCUCCGCACUUCAACUACGCACCACCAGCAGCAAAACAGCGAUACAGUCAGUGGCUUGCCCAAACAGGUGGUGAUCCCGAAUCCCAAGGUCGACCCAGCUACGUAACCAUGAGAGAGUCUGAGGACCAGGACCACCAACAACAAGCGGACCGACAACAAGAGCAACACGAAGAAGGAGUCGAGUACAACAACAACCCUUAUUCUGGCCAAGAUGCCUCACAAUUACCUUACCCAAUACCACCACCUCCUCCUGGACCUCCACCUGGACACAACCCCGCUGGUGCCGCCGCCGAAUCCGCUCCUGCUCCCCAGGCAACCCAACCGGUCCGUCCCCCUGAACUAGCCCACCUCCGCACCGAUAACCUCCCAGCAGCCCAGCGGCCCGCUACCCGUCCAAUCUCCACCUUCGGCCCCCCCUCGGGCUUCGACUUUGGCUUUCCUAACACGCCGACCGAGUUUCAGAAAUCGCUCAUGCGCUUCGCCUUUCCCGUGCCGCACCAGAUCGACGGCGGCUGGAGCGUCGAGUACGGCCGCCCGGACCUGGGGUACAUGCUCAAGGAGUGGGCGACCGGCGGGCCCGACGGCAGAGGCGUGCUCGGACGCAGGACGGCCGUGUUUGUGUGUGGACCGGCGAGCAUGCGGGUUGGUGUGGCGAACACGGUGGCGAGGCUGCAGGCGGAGAUUUGGGGGGAUGAUAUGUUGGAGGAGAUCUUUUUGCAUACGGAGAAUUAUGCUCUGUGAGAGGGUGGCGUGGAGAAGAAAAGCGGCGUUCCCUUUUGUUUUGUGUUGUUCUGUUUUCAGAGAUACCUAUAUGUUUUUACUUGUUUGGGUGUGUACGAUUGUGCCAGUUACCCUUUGUGUUUCCUUGUCACU
Messenger RNA from Neurospora tetraspora, 3259 nucleotides. RefSeq names its product ferric reductase like transmembrane component-domain-containing protein. Gene Ontology annotation, molecular function: ferric-chelate reductase activity. Bases 257 to 3127 code for a protein of 956 amino acids. Gene Ontology annotation, cellular component: plasma membrane. Lineage: Eukaryota; Fungi; Ascomycota; Sordariomycetes; Sordariales; Sordariaceae. Gene Ontology annotation, biological process: iron ion transport; intracellular iron ion homeostasis; copper ion import. The record is from RefSeq and is a predicted model, not a curated record. The transcript has a single exon.